Messenger RNA from Larimichthys crocea (large yellow croaker), 2115 nucleotides. It is a transcript of the gene pou5f3, whose product is annotated as POU domain, class 5, transcription factor 3. Gene Ontology annotation, biological process: regulation of transcription by RNA polymerase II. NCBI's taxonomy places the organism in Eukaryota, Metazoa, Chordata, Actinopteri, Sciaenidae. The record is from RefSeq and is marked provisional. Gene Ontology annotation, molecular function: DNA-binding transcription factor activity, RNA polymerase II-specific; RNA polymerase II cis-regulatory region sequence-specific DNA binding.
ACUUGAAACGGAUGAGCAGGUUUACAGUCAGUCAUCGCUAAUUUUGUAUUUUUUUUAAUCUUUCAACUUUGGACGCACGGUAGUUCAUAAGAUCUCACACCGUUUGGAAGAUGUCUGAAAGAUCGCAGAGUCCGGAGUGCCAAAACCGGCCCUAUGACUUCAGCCGGACUACCAAUCCUUGCACCCAACUUUUGGGCCAGGAGAAUAUGGGCAGCGCUGCGUCGUUCCAGCUUCCUCACGGCGUCCUGACAGACCCGAGCUUCCUUUAUAACAAAACCGCCUAUGGUGGCAUUACACCGGGAUCCGCGCAGACAUUUUUCCCUUUCCCACCCGUCGCUAGUGACUACAGGACAACCGACGUGCAGGCUGGAGAGUUUGGGCAACCCAAACACUGGUAUCCAUUCGCUGCGCCCGAGUACACCGGCCAGGUACCCGGCGUAACAGCAGCAACCCAGCCCAUAAACCUGAGUCCCCCCAUUGCAGAGACCCGAGAACAAAUCAAAAUAAUCGAAAUAAAGACUGAGAAGGACACCGGUGAUGACUACUCAACGGACAUAAAGGUGCAGCGGUACCCAACACCUCCAGCCUCCGCCGCUAUGUCCCAUGGAGUCUUCUACUCUCCGGCCUGGAAUCCAUCCUUCUGGCCUGGGAUCAGCCAUAUCACACCACCUGGCAGCAAUAAUCAAAAUCCAUCAACAUCCUCUGCAUCUUCACCAUCUAUGUCCCCUUCACCCCCAAGCAAUGGGCUUUCAGGGAACGCAUUUUUCAGCGUGAACCCAACCCAGGCUCCCACCGUGCCCCAAACGCAGAACCCGGCCUCCUCCACGCGGAGCAGCGGGUCCUCCAGCGGCGGGUGUAGCGACUCUGAGGAGGAGAAUCUCUCCACUGAAGAACUAGAGCAGUUUGCUAAGGAGCUGAAACACAAACGCAUUACCUUGGGUUUCACUCAAGCUGAUGUUGGCCUUGCCCUUGGUAACCUUUAUGGUAAGAUGUUCAGCCAGACAACUAUUUGCCGCUUCGAGGCCCUGCAGCUCAGCUUUAAGAACAUGUGCAAGCUGAAACCUCUUCUUCAGAGAUGGCUGAACGAGGCAGAGACAUCGGAUAAUCCGCAGGAUAUGUACAAGAUUGAGCGAGUAUUUGUUGACACUAGAAAACGGAAGAGGAGGACCAGCCUGGAGGGAGCUGUGCGCUCUGCCCUGGAGUCCUACUUUAUUAAGUGCCCCAAACCCAACACCCAGGAGAUCACGCACAUUUCAGAUGACCUGGGCCUGGAGAGAGAUGUAGUGCGCGUUUGGUUCUGUAACCGAAGACAGAAAGGAAAACGCCUGGCCCUACCAUUAGAUGAAGAGUGUGAUGGCCAGUACUACGAGCAGAGCCCUUCCCCACUGAACAUGAUCCCCUCCCCCGUUCCCAGUCAGGGCUACCCUGCUUCCAGCUACCCUGGUGCCCCACCUCCCACACUCUACAUGCCCCAACUUCAUCGACCAGAUGUCCUCAAACAAGCCCUGCACCCUGGACUGGUUAGUCACCUGACUGGAUAAACGUGCUCACAUAGUCCUGGACAGAAUCACAGAUUGCCUUCGGCUAAACCUCUGUCCAACCCCAACGCAAGCUGAGGACAAGCCUCCAAAUCUAGAAACAUUCCAAGUGGUGGAGGCUCUUGUACAGUGCAACAGUGAGACGGAUCAAAGCGGUUUCUGUUUUUAGAUGGUGAAACUUGAUGAACUGCCAAGAGCGACAUCCUGUUACCAUGAGAUGCAACUCAAUAACUGCCUUUACUUCAACCUAAACAAAAGAACAUUUAAACUGAAUAUUGCUGAAUGUGCUUGGUUGUUGCAUAGUAAGUUAUUUUUUUUAAGGCUUUAAUCAUUACAGGUUUAGAACAAUACCAAAGUGGUGCUACAUUAUUUGCGCUCCACUUGUGGAGCGAGGUUGUGAAUGCGAGGAGGGUUAUUUGCUAGGGUAUUGUAUCCACUUGUGGUAAAUCAUAGACAGGUUUUCUGUGGUGCAGAUGAGGCAAGAUCUAGAUUAUCAAGGGAAUCGCCAUGUGAACCUGUUUUUAGAAAUAAUUCCCCAAUGGGUGUGCAAUACUUCUAUAGUCCAUCUUAAAAAAAA